Molecule: messenger RNA, 2049 nt
Organism: Sorghum bicolor (sorghum)
Lineage: Eukaryota; Viridiplantae; Streptophyta; Magnoliopsida; Poales; Poaceae
Product: aluminum-activated malate transporter 10
Exons: 3
Coding region: 232-1713 (493 amino acids)
Biological process (GO): malate transport
Cellular component (GO): plant-type vacuole membrane
Source: RefSeq, a predicted model, not a curated record
CAGAAGAAGAGCUGAGCAUGCAUCAUCAGAGCCUAGCCUGCUGAUGAACUAGGGCUCUCUAGCUAGUCUCUACUGAGUUCCUCGCUCCAAACACGUCUACCUGCAUCCCUCCCUCCUAUCUAUCCUACUACACUCUGCGCGGUGCCGGUGAGGCGCCCCUUACACGCGACAGCAGACAGGCAGACAGGUACGGUGCAACGGGAUAACUAAAGCACAACAAAGAUAUCGUCCAUGGAGAUGGCCGCGGCGGCGAAGGGGCCAGCUAGUGCCCCGGAGUGGCGGGUGACGGUGCCGGAGGGCGCCUCGGCGGUGGCGGUGGAGCACGAGGCCUGCCGGGCCGCGCGGGCGUGGGCGUGGCUGGUCUCGUGCGCGCUCGCGUUCAGGGACAGGGUGCUCGGGUUCGGCAGGCGUGUCUGGAGGAUCGGCGCCGACGACCCCAGGAGGGCAGUGCACGGCCUCAAGGUCGGCCUCGCCCUCACGCUGGUCUCCGUGUUCUACUACACCAGGCCCCUCUACGACGGCGUCGGCGGCGCCGCCAUGUGGGCCGUCCUCACCGUCGUCGUCGUCUUCGAGUACACUGUCGGUGGCUGUGUGUACAAGGGGUUCAACCGAGCCUUCGCCACGGCCAGUGCCGGUGUCAUCGCGCUUGGCGUGCAUUGGAUCGCCAGCAAGACCGAUGAAAAGUUUCAGCCGUUCAUCAGAAGUGGCUCAGUUUUUGUGCUUGCUGCGAUGGCGACGUUCUCUCGCUUCAUCCCGACGGUGAAGGCGCGGUUCGACUACGGCGUCACCAUAUUCAUCCUGACCUACAGCCUGGUGGCCGUGUCGGGCUACCGCGUGGACGCGCUCGUGGCGAUGGCGCAGCAGCGGGUGUGCACCAUCGCCAUCGGCGUCUCCAUGUGCGUCGCGAUCUGCGCGCUCAUCUGCCCCGUGUGGGCCGGCCAGGAGCUGCACCGCGCCACCGUGCGCAACAUGGACAAGCUCGCGGACGCCGUCGAGGCCUGCGUCCAGGACUACUUCGUCGCCGCCGGGGAGCAGGCGAACAAGCAGCAGCAGUCCUCGAAGAAGGCGGCGGAGGGGUACAAGUGCGUGCUCAACUCCAAGGCGUCCGAGGACUCGCAGGCCAACCUGGCGCGGUGGGAGCCCGCGCACGGCAGGUUCGCCUUCCGCCACCCGUACGGCCAGUACAGGAACGUCGGCGCCGCCAUGCGCCACUGCGCCUACUGCGUGGAGGCCCUGCGCGGCUGCGUCCGCUCGGCGGAGACCCAGGCGGCGGCGCCCUGUCACGCCAGGCGGCACCUGGCCGGCGCGUGCGCGCGGGUGGCGGCGCGGUGCGCGACGGCGCUCAGGGCGGCGUCGAGCUCCGUGGACACGAUGACGACGUCGCGGGGCCUGGACUUGGCCGUGGUGGAGAUGAACGCCGCCGUGGAGGAGCUGCAGGCCGACCUGAGGUCGCUCCCGUCCAGGCUGCUUCUUGCCGAUGCAACGACUACGGCGGAGCCCGCGGCGCCGAUGGUGGGCGCGGCGCAGCUGUUCACGAUCACCUCGCUGCUGAUUGAGGUGUCCCUGAGGAUCGAGGGCGUCGCGGACGCCGUCGACAUGCUGGCGAACCUCGCCAACUUCGAGUCAGCAGACGACGAAAACGAAAAGCCCGCGAAAAACGUGAUCAAAGAGUCGGAAGGGAAUGGGACGAUGAAGACGCUUGAGCAGGCCUAAUCGAAUCGGAUUGCGCCAGAAUUCAGUCCACUACCGGUAAAUGAAGAUGACGAUGAGUCGAGCCCACUGGCCAGAUUAUCAUACUGGCCCGAUCUGAUGAGUCACACACCCUUGAAAACAAUCCUCAUGUUUCGAAUGCAUUCAACAUUCAAACGAGACCUAACAUGAAGGGAAUCACAUACGGACUCUGAUUGAGAAUAGGAGAAUAGUAUUGUCCUCAUUCAUCAUGGUUUUGGGGAUAAGAUCAUCAUUUCUCAUCAUUCCUUAAGCUUGCUUGUUUGUAAAGGAUGAAGCGAUGGCAGAUCUACACAUUUCAUUUCCCGCAACCAAACAAGU